This is a messenger RNA of Brenthis ino (lesser marbled fritillary), 2154 nucleotides long. NCBI's taxonomy places the organism in Eukaryota, Metazoa, Arthropoda, Insecta, Lepidoptera, Nymphalidae. The record is from the annotation of a GenBank genome assembly.
AUGGAUGAUAAUGGUGAUUUUUAUGAUGGUGACGGGACAAUGGAAUCUUUGCCAACAUCCCCAGAAGUCACCUAUAAUUGGGUUGACAUUACUUCAGAGUUCUUUAAGCACAUCCAAGAUUUACAAUUAGGAGAAUUACUCCAUGAUGGACAUUUAUUUGGAUUAUUUGAAGCAAUGUCAGCCAUUGAGAUGAUGGACCCAAAGAUGGAUGCAGGGAUGCUAUGUAAUAGGGGCAACCCUAAACCUUUGAACUUCCAACAAGCUGUUGCUUGUGGUAAACUAAAAAUAGAUGACUUAGAGCCAAGUGAGAUAAUUGGUAUCAUAGAUUCAACAAUGGCCUGCAUAGUUUCUUGGCUGGAGGGACAUUCUCUGGCUCAGACAGUAUUUACAAAUUUGUAUCUCCAUCAGCCACAUUCUAUUAUAAAUAAGACUUUAAAGGCAUAUUGUAUUGCAGUGUAUAAGUUAUUGGAUUGUAUCAGAGAUUGUAUCAAAAAAGCUCAAGUGUUUGAAGAAGAAGAUUUUCUGCCGAUGGGCUAUGGUUAUCGUCUCGGCUCAAAUCCACAAAUGGGCAAUAGUUAUGAUGCUAGUCUUGAAGUCAGUGAACAAAAGUGUAUUGCCUUGCUGAGGGAACAAGAAGAAGAAUUACCUAAAAAAGCUAUAAGCCACGAAGAUGAAGGUUAUGAUCUGUGGGCCGCGCUAGCAGUUAGAAUACGAUUUACAAGGAUGUUUUACCAAGCUCUCUUACUAAUAACCAAGAGAGACUCACAAUCUGGAGCAGACUGUGUCGCUCUAUUGGAUGGAUGUUCAGAAAUGAUGAAAGUUAUAGUAAAAACAAUUGGAAAAGGAACUCAACCUGGUGAAAACUCUGACACACCAAAUCCCAUGGGAUUCGAGCCCAUGAUUAACCAGCGCCUCCUGCCGCCUACGUUCCCGCGCUACACACGCAUCAAGCCUCGUGCAGAUGCAUUGCAGUACUUCGACGAGUUAGUGUCAAGGCUCAGACACGCUUGGAAGAUCACCUCGUGCACCAACUUUCACACUGCUUUGGACUUCUUCAUGGAGUUCAGCCGGUCCCGCGCCUGUAUCCUGUCCCGCUCGGCGCUGCAGCUGCUGUACCUGAGCCCGUCGCCCGCCAGCGCCGCCGCCGCGCCGCGACCCGCCGCCUUCCUCGACAUACUGCGUGACAGUGUCAAGAGCUUCGUCAACCCCCCCGCUAUUGGUGGGAAGGGUGGGCCUAAUCCACCGGCACGUGAAUUUGUGGAAAAUUUCCUACUGCGAUGUGUCCGUCCGUUCGCGGUGCUAGUGCAGGUGUGCGGACACAACCGCGCGCGGCAGCGGGACAAGCUCGCUUUACUGCUGGACGACUUCGCUGCCUUGCAAGAGGAGGCGGAGAGCGUGGACGCGCUGGUGAGCGGCGCGGGCGCGGGCGCGGGCGCGGGCGCGGGCGCGGGCGCGGCGGCGGGCGGGCGCGCGUGCUUCGGCACGUGGGUGCUGUACCACGUGCUGCGCGUCAUGAUCGCGUACCUGCUGUCCGGCCUCGAGCUCGAGCUGUACAGCGUGCACGAGUACCAUUAUAUAUUCUGGUAUCUAUACGAGUUCCUGUACGGCUGGUUGGUGUCGGCGCUGUCCCGCGCGGAGGGGCUGGCGGGCGAGCGCAGGGCGGACAAGAAGAGCUGCGCGAGGAAGAAGAGACGCAGCCGCCCGUACGCGCGCGAGGGGCUCAUGUGCCAGGUCAUGCAGAACAUGUGCGGUGGAUACUUUAAGGCACUAGUGGCAUUCAAGUUGCAAGGCAAGAUCCGUCAGCCUCAAUCGGAGUUCGACAACGAGGCGGUGCGAUACAAACAUAGAUUUGCGCCGCUGUCAGUGCUCACUCCCCCGCAGGUCCACUACCACGAGUUCUGCGAAAUGACUCAACCGUUACAAUAUGAAAACCCAGUAAUUCUAUACGUGGCCGGCUGCAAACACUUCCAGCAAGCGCGUACGUUGUUAGAAACUAUCACUAUACCAGAUCAAGAGGUGUCGGAUCUCCUUAAAGUAGCCAAAACUAAUUUCGUAGUUCUAAAACUAUUAGCAGGCGGUCAUAAGAAGGACUCCACGACGCCACCAGAGUUUGACUUCUCCGUACAUAGACACUUUCCUAUUAUAAAGCUAGUC